This is a messenger RNA of Formica exsecta, 1306 nucleotides long. Its product is annotated as ester hydrolase C11orf54 homolog. Gene Ontology annotation, molecular function: zinc ion binding; hydrolase activity, acting on ester bonds. NCBI's taxonomy places the organism in Eukaryota, Metazoa, Arthropoda, Insecta, Hymenoptera, Formicidae. The transcript is spliced from 7 exons. Gene Ontology annotation, cellular component: nucleus. The record is from RefSeq and is a predicted model, not a curated record. Bases 133 to 1158 code for a protein of 341 amino acids.
CUGCACGCACGACCAUCAUAACCAUGUUUUCGGGAGUGAAUAUUUUUUCGAGUGAGUGCUAUAAAGAAGCAGUAAGAGACAAACCAGAGAGGAGGAGGAGGAGGAGGAGGAGACCGAGGGAGCGAAACAACCAUGAGGUUGCUGGUUUGCAAAAUGGAUUGGAACAAAAAACCUCUGGAUCCAUCUAAAUUAAACAUUACAACAAGACCAUUGCAUCAACCUCCUCUUGAUGAGUUAAUGAAUGUUCUAGCAGGAGGAUUGACUACAAAUUUUGCAGAAGCCACUAUCGAUAUAGCUGAUUGCCCUGAUCUUGGAGGAUGGCCCUACAUUUUUUACCGAGAUGGUUUGUGUGGUAGUCCAAUUAUUUUAGAUAUUGGUGGACCAGCAUAUCUUCUACCAACUGCCCAGAAAGACAAAUUUUAUGAUAUUAAACUGUUACUACGUCACUUAAAUUACAAUCAUAAUGCACUUGUCAUUGGUGCUGGAGCUGGACCGUGGCCACAUACAGGUUCCAAUUGCGAGCUUAUUAUGAAAGUAAAUAUAACGGUAAAUAAUAAAGUUGAACCAAGAGAUAAUGGAGUAGGGAAUGGAACGCAUUAUGCAUUUGUAAAUAAGUCCAAUGGAGAAUGCAGACUUGAGAGAGUGCUUGCCAAUGAGGAUGAAACUACUUUUGCAUUAUUGGCUAAUCUAUAUGUAUGCGAAGGCAACCCAGGAAAAGUCAUAAGAGUACGUGCUAAAAGGCGUACCGGAAAGCUGGAUUUUAUAUCGUGCAUGCAGAAAGCAUUGGAGAAUCAUUAUAAAGAUAAGCUCGUUGGCUUGGGCGGUAUGUUCGAGAUGAAGAACGGGAAAGUAAAGCAGCAUGUUAUGCCGGAGUUCUCGGACACUCCAUUGAAUACUGAAACCCAGCUUAACAACUGGUUACAUUUCUAUGAUAUGGAAACUCCUUUGAUAGCUGUUGGCACAUUUGUUAGCGCCGAGACAGAUUUAGAUCUCAGGGUCCAGCAUUUCCAUAGUGCCUCUCAUGAGAAUAAAGUGGGUGGACAUUAUCAUAUUGAUACGACGCCGGAUACUAUUGAAUAUGAAGGCUACUUUAAUGUGGCAGCUACGCUUUAUCGCAUCGAUCAACCUCCUAAUAAAUUGCAAUUUGGGAAAGAUUAAUUCCAUGCAGCGAGUUGGAUUUUAUCCAAAUAACUUUACGCGUAAACCAACGCGAAACUGUCUCAAUCAUACAACAUUGCAGAAAAAAUAUGAUAUAUUUUAUUAUACAAUUUGUACAAUUUAUUUCUAAUACAAUUUUUGCAAAUAC